GUGAAAGCAACGGCUUCGGGUUUGAAUUGUGGGGAACGGCCCGAGGGGGCGGGGCCUGAGGCCCAGUUGUGGGCGGGGCCUGAGGCCCAGUUGUUUACCCGCCGCCCGCGCUAUGCCGGAGAAUGUGAUGGAGGCCGAGGCCCGGCUCCAGCCUCGGCUGCGCUCGGUCGGCAACCCCCAGCGGUCCUUCCUCAUCUUCUGCAACCGGAGCCGGCGGUCCGUCAGCCCCAUCUGGAUCAACUACAGCGGCGACCCGGUGCCUUACCCCGACAUGGUGGCCCGCACAGGCCGCAGGAUGAACACCUUCAUGGGCCAUCCGUGGAUCUUCCGAGACGCAGUCCACGAAGAUCGACUGCUUGGAAACGGGCAGGAGAUCUUUAUGUCGCCUCCCGGGCAAGUGGAUGAAAACGGGGUGCCGAGCUACAUAAUGGUCAACAUCACUAUUCCAGUUUAUACACUAAAGGAGAGAUGCCUACAAGUGGUGCGGAGUCUUGUGAAGCGCGAGGAUUACAGAAAGCUGGAGAUUGUUAGGUCACUGUACGAAGAUCUGGAAGAUGGGCCAAACAUCCAGAAAGACCUCAGGCAACUACAACAGCUGUCUGAAAACUCGGAGAAUUUAGAAGUUAACUAAGUAUUGGAUGAAUGAGAACUUGAACUGUUUUUUCCCAAAGCCAUGACUUAUUGCACCGAGCCAAGUUAUGAGUGUCUUAUUGGAACACACUCCACCCACCAUCAGAUUGUGAUUUGCCCAUUGACAUUGUCCAGGAAAAGGAAACUUUUUUUUUUACAAGAGGGGCAAACUGAACUUUGUCCAAUUGAGGGUUUCCCUAAUUUUUUUUUUAAAAAAACAAAAUUUGUUGGAAUUUUUUAUUUUGGUGUAGAUUUUGACUUCUUCUUGGACUAAGAUGUUAACAGAAUUUGCUUUUCCUUUCGUCUAAAUUGAUGGGUUCAAAAUACUUAUAUUUCGUAGCUCAGGGGUCAAAUGGACCAAUACAAUUGAGCCACAUAGACAAGAAGGUUGUAGAUUUGAUCCUUGGUCUGUGUAGAAUUAGUCAUUGAUAAUUAGUCUAUGCUGUGGGAGUAGGAGGAGAAAAAUGAGCCAGGUGUCUGCUCUUCACUCCUGUACCAAAGGAGCAGUUUUUGGAGUCUUACUAAAGGACCAGUUUGAUGAUGUUAAUAGCAGCGUGGAGAGAAAAACAUUGUCAACUUAAAACAUAAUCAUAUUCAUUUUGCUUGCACUCAGCCUAAAAGGGAUGUGGAGCCUUACGCACUACACAGGCAGCAACAUAUGCUUUCACAGACUUUAGAAAUUCAAGUUGAAUUGAUUGGCUGUACAUUUCGUUUGACAAGCUAUCUUAUACAGUAGUUAGAAUUUAAAGGCAUGUUCUAGUGUCCGGGUCAUAUCGGAUCAUCAAUAAUGACUUAUAUUUCCAUAGCGUCCUUUAUGUAGGACAGCGUCUCUGAACCACUGUGGUCAGUGUUGAGCAGCAGAGACUUAUACUUUUUUUUUAAUAUAAAUAAAUCAACCAACCACAUGUUUAUACAUAUUCCAUUGUAUAUAUUCCGUAUGUAUUAUUAAUACUCUAAUUAAACUCAUCUAAUUAUGCAA
Callorhinchus milii (elephant shark) is the source of this 1609-nucleotide messenger RNA. RefSeq names its product von Hippel-Lindau tumor suppressor (gene vhl). The record is from RefSeq and is a predicted model, not a curated record. The coding region runs from base 113 to 631 and encodes 172 amino acids. NCBI's taxonomy places the organism in Eukaryota, Metazoa, Chordata, Chondrichthyes, Chimaeriformes, Callorhinchidae. The transcript has 3 exons.